AUGGAUAUGGACGGAAUCAGCCAUCUACCAGAUUAUCUUCUUCAUGAAAUUCUGGCCUUAUUAGACACAAGACAGGUUGUGCAAACUUGUGUUCUAUCAAAGCGGUGGAAGAGCCUUUGGACUCACAUUCCCACACUCAACUUUGAUUACAGCUCCUUCCCAUUUCAACGGCUGCCUAUUAAAGAUCUGUUCAACAAUUUUACUUUAUCCUCGAAAGCAUGUUCGUUUGAACGUUUUAUAUCCGGAGUUUUAGAACAACAUCGCAGUGAAUGUAUUAAAAAAUUGAGUUACUCUUACCCCAUAGAUGCAGAAAAGGAUUUCGUGACAGCAUUCUUAUCGUAUGGACAAUGCCACAAUGUUCAACAACUUCAUAUUACAACUUACGAAGCAUAUGAAUCGUUGUGGUCAUGUUUAUCCACUUUCAAAUUGCUCACUAUACUGAAGAUUACAUGUCGGCCAGUGAGUGACUUAAGAACCUUGGUGCUACCCUGUUUGAGAAUUUUAGAGAUUAAGAGGCAACUGAAUUACUGGGAUAAUCCUUACUACUUGGACGAUGAAUAUCUAUGCUACAACGACGUAAAAUUGAAUGAAAACACAUUCUCAGGCUAUCCAAAUUUGGAAAGUUUAGUUUUAUUUGAUUGUGUUCUAGAAAAUGCUGGUAUUGUUAUUUAUGCUCCAAAACUUGAGAACCUAGAGUUAGAUGCUUCAUUCUUUGGAUUAACUUUCCUGAAACUUGAGUUCUAUGCACCAAAUCUCAAAACUGUUGAGCUUCGCAAUAUAAUACCUUCUGUGAAUUAUAAGUCGUCUUAUAAUUCAGACUUUGUGUACAUAGACAAAGUAAGUUCAGCAGUUCCUUGCUAUGAUGAUCUUGGAAGGGAACACCCAUUACAACAAAUGAUGAAGGAAGGAGAUUCAGUGUCUGUACUCUAG
Messenger RNA from Benincasa hispida (wax gourd), 930 nucleotides. The record is from RefSeq and is a predicted model, not a curated record. NCBI's taxonomy places the organism in Eukaryota, Viridiplantae, Streptophyta, Magnoliopsida, Cucurbitales, Cucurbitaceae.